Molecule: messenger RNA, 1075 nt
Organism: Paramecium octaurelia
Lineage: Eukaryota; Ciliophora; Oligohymenophorea; Peniculida; Parameciidae
Source: the annotation of a GenBank genome assembly
AUACCUUUUAAAUUUUACACUCCCCUUAAAUCAAUCCUCAAUGUUGAAACUGAAAACAUCAUAACAACCUAAGAAUUAGGCACCUAAACCUGAAGUAAACUAAAACUUUAAAUUUAGGCUUCCAAAAUUGUGAAGAAGGAUGAUCAAAAGCCUUCUAUUGAUCUUGAGGAAGAAUAAGAAGAAACCAAUCUUGUUAUUGUUGCAAAAAAACCAGAAAAAAAGUAUUUAAGCCCAUAUCAUGUCUAGAUAACCCACUAUUUAGCAAACACCAACUGAUGGUUGGUAACAAUCAGAAGAGUCUAAAGAGCUUCCAACUAAUGGCAUAGGCAAAAAGCCAAAUUCAUCAUUGAAAAAGAAUGACGACCCUAUCAUUGAAAUUAGGAAUGAAGAGUUCCCUGAUCUUGCUGUUGCUGCUGAAUUACCAAAACAAUCUAAAAAACAAAAGAAUUUACAAAAUUAACCAAAGCAAGACUAAAAAAUUUAACCUACCGCCAAUAAUGCUAUGAUAUUUACUAAUUCUAGUUCUAAACCCUAAAGCUAAGCAACUUCUAAUGUUUAAACCAAAAAUACUCAAUUAAAUUCUAAUUCAGGAUCUCUAACAUUCACAAAUACUAAAAAGUAAGAAAACACUGUUUUAUUCUAAUAAUAACAAUAAGAAUAAAUCAAAAAGGCAUAAUAAGAAACUUAAUUCCAGCCUUAGCCAUAAAUUUAAGAAACAUAGAAAUAGAAUCCUCCUCAAAGAUAAAUCAAUAUCACCAGAAACUCAAAUACACUAACUUCUUAAGCAGUCCCUGAAUAAUAGAAACAAUUGAAAGUUGAGGAAUCUAUUCCCACUUUCAUCAACUCUAAAGCUAAAGUAUUUAUUAAUUUAAUUCAAGGGAAAUCCACCUGUAGUCCAAUAAUAAAAAUAGCAAUAAGAAUAAUAAUAGUAAUUACAAUAAGAAGAAUUACCAUAAUAAAAUGAAGAUGAGGAUAGUGAUGGUUGGGAAACUGUUGAAAAGAAAAGAAAAUCUAAAGGGGCAUUGUAGAGAAAUUAAAAACAGAACUAAUGAAAAAUUAAUAUAUUAUACAAUCG